Molecule: messenger RNA, 1015 nt
Organism: Pundamilia nyererei
Lineage: Eukaryota; Metazoa; Chordata; Actinopteri; Cichliformes; Cichlidae
Product: nectin-2-like
Exons: 6
Coding region: 1-570 (189 amino acids)
Biological process (GO): heterophilic cell-cell adhesion; homophilic cell-cell adhesion
Cellular component (GO): adherens junction
Source: RefSeq, a predicted model, not a curated record
AUGAAAAUUUGCAACAGAAUAUCCCACCUGCUGUUCACGCUUAUUUACAUUUCAUUACACACAGUUCUGGGUGCAAAACAACUCAAAGCCUCGGCUGAAGUGUCUGCAUUUAUUGGAAAUGAUGUCACCAUGCCCUGCCAAUUAAUCCAGCAGCCAGAGAAUACAAAUAUUACUCAGGUUCAGUGGACUCUCCUGCAACCAGAGCAAGAGGGAGUCCCCCUUAUUGUUUAUAACAGUCAGCUUGGGUUGAAUAUUCCCAAUUCUCCACUGAGCCAGAGGGUGAAGUUGGCAGGACAAUCGCUGAUUAUUAAGGCUGUGGAAAUGGAAGACGCGGGGUUGUACACCUGCAGCAUUUCCGCCUUUCCCAGUGGUAAAUUUGAAAGAAUCACCAAACUUGUUGUUGAAGGUGAGAUGGUGAGAUUACCAAAACUCAUCGCUUUUGGAGUAUUCUUGCUGAUAAAUGGUGCCAUGAUAGCCACGACUUAUUUCAUAAUUAGAAGAAGAAGACGUAACGUUGUCUUUGAGCAUCGGGUCUACACAGAUACAGUUGAAACAGUGAUGUUAGACUGAAAGAGGUACACGAUCUUUUCUGCAGUGAUGUCGAGUUCAAACCAUCCUGAAAUGUACCUCAUCCUCCGCUGACAAGCAUAAAGAGACUCAGGAUGUUACGCUUCAAAUGAAGAUACUCUUUUACAUUACUCAUUACAACAGUUACAUCUUCAUAGCAAUGGAUACAUAAAGUAAAGCCUACAAGAUGCUACUGGUCUAUAUUUCCCUUAAAGCUUUUUUUUUUUCUUGUCUCAAUGCAUGCCUGCCGAAAGGGUAGUAAAUGCAUGCUUGGUUCGGUGGUUUAGAACAAACAUUGGCCAAUCUUUGCAUUACAGCAAAGUUUUUCAAUUUACAAUUUCACAAUUUGCCUAAAGAGAGGAAGUCACAGGAAGUACUCCUGCACAUUCCCACAAGGGACACCACUUAAAGGUGUUUUGGGGCAGCAGUGGCCCAAAAUGUGGAAGGU